AAACGCUAAAUUCGUUUGAGUUUUCUCAGCCGCUGUAUGUGCUGUUUGGUUUUACAAUUUCUGUUUUAAAAUACAUUAAAACUAUUGUCGGAGUGUUUAAAGUAGAUUUAUUUGUUGGUGUUUUCUGCACAACUAAUUCUAAACUUCAAAAACGUUAUUCGGUUAUUAUCGACCUGUCAAGAAGACAUUUUUUCAUCAAGCUGUCCGUGCAAAAUUCGCAAAAUAGGAGACGAAAAUCCCUUUAAGUUUUCUAAUUUCAUAUCGAAUCUGCCACCAAUAGGUGGUAGAGAGAUGCCCCGCUGCAGCAAACGCACGCGGAGCGGCGCGCCGGCCAACGGCGACGUGCUGCCCGGAGCCACCGCCAUCGAGGAGCACCACCAUCACAAACGGUCCAGGAACAGCAGCUCACGUCGACAUUCCAAAGCAGAAGACACUAGUUUCAGUGCAAAAAAAUGUAUAGCAUGGUUCAAAGAAUACACUACAGCGUCAGAGCCAGAUAUUUUAGGUCCAGAAGGAAUGGAAAAGUUUUGCGAAGACUUAGGUGUGGACCCUGAAAAUGUUGUGAUGUUGGUUAUCGCUUACAAAAUGGGAGCCAAACAAAUGGGAUACUUCACACAAGAGGAAUGGCUAAAAGGACUUACGGAAUUACAAUGUGACAGUGUGCACAAAUUGCAGAACAAAUUAGAAUUUUUACGCAGUUUACUCAAUGACCCCUAUAUUUUUAAAGCCGUAUACAGAUAUUCUUAUGAUUUCGCUAGGGACAAGGAGCAGCGUUCGCUAGAUACAGGCACGGCGCGCGCUCUGCUAGGCGUCCUGCUGCCGCGCUGGGCGCUGCGCGGAGCGCUGGCCGACUUCCUGGCGCGCGCGCCGCGCUACCGCGUCGUCAACCGCGACCAGUGGUGCAACAUCCUCGAGUUCAGCCGCUGCGUGGACGCACAGCUCACCACCUACGACGCGGACGGCGCCUGGCCAGUGAUGCUGGACGAAUUUGUGGAAUGGUUGCGAGCGGAGCGCAGCGGUGACGCCAGCAUGGCGCCAGCCAGCUGAGGCCGGGACGCCGCCGCGCCGCGCGACCGCUAGCCCCGCCCCCGCCGACCGCCAGGUACAGUCACGCGCAGAAACACAUCGUCAACGGAACGCUAACGCAUCACUUAUGAAGAGUAUACAGUCGUGUGCUCGUGACUGUACGGACACGUUUGUUUAGUGUGGGAUUGGUCUGAACCCGGACUUAAAUGCGCAUGCACAGUAUAGACGACAUCUCCUCAGAGCGCUUGUAGACGUCCGUUUUUUCACCGGACGACGGACCGUCAAAAAACGGAUAUCCUUUGUUUGCUGUCAAUUUUCUCGCCGGACCUAUGUCCGAUGCAUGUGCACACGUUCAUUAUAAACCAUACACCACCGCUAAAUCCGGCAAAAAACACGGUCCGUUAUCCGGUGAAAAAAACGGACGUCUAAGGCUAACGUUUUGUUGCGAAUUAGAUCCAGCCGACUAGUGUUUAGGUUGAUGCGCUGUCGACUAUACGCGUGACGGAAAUGCCAUCGAAUACUAUAUUAUAUUCAAGUUAUGAAUAGCCUUAGCGUUUAGAAAUAUGUCAUCAGCUAGCAAUAAUUUAUUGAAUUUUCACGACGCGUGUUUAAAUUGUGUAUCCGAUUUAAAUUAUUAAAAUAUCAUUUUGUAACAUGAAUUUGCUGAAUAUACAAUGAUAUUUUAAUUCUCAAUAAGACUAAUCCUAGACUGAAGAAACUUGCGUAGGUGGACUUAAGUAACUGAAAUAUGAAGUUAGACACCCAAUUAUGAUCUUACUUAUCCCACAAUGUCUGUGGUACUGCUAUGAUUUCUACUAUUGAAACGUUCUAAAGUCUACUGUAACUUUGGUCUUAUGUAUAUCAUAAUAACAUAACAUAAAGCAAUGAGCUGUGUAAAAUCGCAACUAUUAUGUUUGUGUUUCAACACUUAAGAAUGGGUGUCUGACAACAAAUAAAUUGCUUUACUCUGCACAAAAACAAAUCACACCGUUUUAUACAAAUACCAAUUAAAUUGGUCAACAUAAUGAAUUGUGGUUAGUACAUUCACUGGUUACUGUCAGCAUGACUAUCCAGUCUUAUACCACAUAUCAGAACUGGGUUUCUGUUGCAAAGACUUGUUAAACUGGGUCCACAACACCUGUAGCUUUGUCGGUUUCUUUGAACGCGUUCAACCAAUCAUGUCAGAUGACAAGGGAUUUCAUAUGCACCGAAAUUGGAAACUAGUAGCAAAUACGGCCAGCUGUACUGACUAGUGUGUGUUAUGCCUGUGAAAAUAUUGAUAAAUGUUAGAAAUAUAAAAUAUAGGUGCAGUGGACCUGGCAUAAAUCCACACUUUUAUAUUCGUACUGUAAUCCCGUGAUAUAACUGUCUAACUAAUGUAAGUUAUGUUUAUUUUUGUGUUGACUUCUUCUUGUAUCUAUAAGAAAUCAAUUUAUUAUUGUAAAACAUGAACUUCCUUUUCAAUUUUCAUAAUUAAUUUAAUAUUAUGUUUGUAUUAAAAUGUCUAGUUACUUCUAUAGAUACAAGAUGUUGAUCUCACAUUAUGUUUGAUGGUAUUGUGUGUGUAGAUGUAACUGGGUCACAUAAUCAGAUUAUAAAAUAAUGUUAUUAGUUGUAAAAUAUCAUAUUUUUUGUAAUUGUGUCAACGAAUAUAAUUACCAUAAAAUCUGUGUUGACAAAUAAAGAACAUAAGAUGUUUUAUAGAUAUUUUUCAUCGAAAUAACUAAUGUUGUACGUAAAAUGUGAAUGGUUGUGUAAAUUUUGGGAUACCAAUAAAGUGUAAGAUGAUUUGGGCUCAUCUUCAAGAUGAUGGAUAACAGUUUUAUUAACAAUCUUUUUCUCAAAUUAUAUGUAUUCAUUCACAUUGUAAGAAAGUGUACAUUUUAUUUGCGUUAAAUGGUGACCCUGAGAUUGUUUCACAGUUUGUUAACUUGAUGUCCGUUGUGUGUUAUUCCCAGUUCUGUUUGUAGGAAGACACUUGAUGCCCAACCGAGGGCCAAUGAUGUUAUAUUGUAUCAAGUAUUCCCUCAAUAUCAUAGCAGUGAAGAUUCGUUGUAUAUUUUUAGCAUUUAUUUUAGAUGUAUGUAUGUAUAUUAUGUCUCGCCACCGCUCCUCGACGCGAUGUAUUGAUUUAUAAAAUGAUGCCAAUUGUAAUUAAUUAUUAUAUAGCAAUCUCAAAUACUCGAUUCCAAAACUGUCGAACCAAUUAUAAAUUAGGUGUUUGGUACAAAAUGAUAGUUUGAUUUUUAUUAAUAUUAAAUCUGUAGGUUUAUAUGAUUCUUUGAGUUCAUAUAGACCACUUUUGCACUAAGAAGAAUUUAAACUAAACAUCACAUUUUCAAUAUUAAAGAAAACCAAACUAUAAUUUAACAAACUGGACAUUAGGUAAUUUAUUAAUGUACCCACCGAAACAGUGUUAUAUUUUUUAUAAACUAGUACAACAUUGUAAGUAUUGCUGCUUGUCUGCAGGGUUCUGUGGACUGUCAACAUGAUUCAUUCUCUGGUGGGGAUUUCCUUUAGUAUAAGCUGUUUCGCUGCUGUUUCUUGUGUGACUGAUUAAAAUACAUAACAAAAUUUAUUUUAAAAACCUGAAGUAGUUGGCCGAACA
Molecule: messenger RNA, 3634 nt
Organism: Ostrinia furnacalis (Asian corn borer)
Lineage: Eukaryota; Metazoa; Arthropoda; Insecta; Lepidoptera; Crambidae
Gene: SCCRO4
Product: DCN1-like protein SCCRO4
Exons: 9
Coding region: 292-1047 (251 amino acids)
Biological process (GO): protein neddylation
Cellular component (GO): ubiquitin ligase complex
Molecular function (GO): ubiquitin conjugating enzyme binding; cullin family protein binding; ubiquitin-like protein binding
Source: RefSeq, a predicted model, not a curated record